UCACAGCGCACUUCCGAGCCGCUUGUUUCCCGCCCUCUUCGCUGUAUCCGUUACAUUCUUUCGCAGUUUGUAUUAAAGCAGAAGGGAGGAGAGGAGCCCGUCACCCGUCAUCAGUAACAUCAGUAAACAGCAGAAAUGGCAGAAGCCCAUCAGGCCGUGGCGUUUCAGUUCACUAUCACUCCAGAGGGGAUUGACCUGCAGCUGUCCCAUCAGGCCCUGAGACAGGUCUAUCUGUCAGGUCUCCGCUCCUGGAAGAAACGCGUCACACGGCUGAAGAACAACGUGAUCACUGGUGUGUAUCCCGCCAGCCCGUCCUCAUGGCUGUUUGUCGUCAUCGCGAUCUUGGCCACCAUGUACACACGCUCGGACCCUUCCAUGGGCCUCAUCGCUAAGAUCCAAGAACAUCUGCCGGUCAGUGAUUCUCUGAGCGUUCAGUGUCGGACGGUGGUUUCUGCCGUGUUGUUCAGCACUCUGCUCUGGCUCUUGCUGAUCUUCACCAUGAGGCUUUGCCUGAAGCAGUUACUGUCGUAUCACGGCUGGAUGUAUGAACAACACGGGAAAGUGUCCAACACCACCAAAAUCUGGGCGGCCAUGGUCCGGAUCUUCUCGGGUAGACAGCCUCUGUUGUACAGCUACCAGGGCUCUUUGCCCAACCUGCCUGUUCCAGCAGUCAAGGACACUGUUAAGAGGUACCUGGAAUCUGCGCGUCUGUUGAUGAGCGAUUCUGAAUAUGAGAGGAUGACAACUCUGGCCAAGGAGUUUGAGAGCAGUCUGGGAAACCGCCUGCAGUGGUACCUCAAACUGAAAGCCAUGUGGGCAUCCAACUAUGUCAGCGAUUGGUGGGAGGAGUAUGUCUACCUGAGGGGGCGUGGCCCACUCAUGGUCAAUAGCAACUACUAUGGAAUGGACUUCCUGUACGUGACACCUACACCGAUUCAAGCCGCAAGAGCAGGAAACACACUGCACGCGUGUCUCUUGUACCGUAGGAAACUCAACAGAGAGGAAAUCAAACCUAGUCGUGUAGCAGUUUUAAAUGUUCCUUUGUGUGCCGCUCAAUGUGAGAGGAUUUUCAACACCACACGCAUUCCAGGAGAAGAGACUGACUCCCUGAUCCACUGGCAGGACAGUGAGUAUGUGGCGGUGUUCCACCGAGGCCGUUAUUUCCGCCUGUGGCUGUACCAUGCCGGCCGCAUGCUGUCUCCCAGAGAGAUCGAGCACCAGAUUCAGCAUAUCCUGGACGACCCGUCACCCCCGGUGACCGUAGAGGCCAAACUCGCAGCCCUGACAGCAGGGGACAGAGUCCCUUGGGCUCAGGCCAGGAAGGAGUUCUUCAGCUCAGGAGUGAAUAAGAGAUCUCUGGACUGCAUUGAGAAAGCCGCGUUCUUCGUUGCCCUAGAUGAUGACGAACAAGGCAUGAUGGGAGAUGAUCCUGCCGGCAAUUUGGAUCGCUACGCCAAGUCCCUUCUGCAUGGCAAGUGCUACGACAGGUGGUUUGAUAAGUCGUUCACUGUGGUGUUGUAUAAGAAUGGGAAGAACGGCCUCAAUGCUGAACACUCCUGGGCGGAUGCACCUAUAAUGGCUCACGUGUGGGAGUAUGUGAUGACUACCGAUUGUUUCCAACUGGGUUAUACUGAAGAAGGUCACUGUAAAGGAGACGUCGCCUCCUCCCUUCCUCCACCUACUAGACUAACCUGGGACAUACCUGCAGAGUGUCAGGAGCGUAUCGAACGCUCUCUCGCUGUGGCACAGACACUAGCCGAUGACGUCGACUUUCAUGUGUUGCCAAUUCAAGACUUUGGCAAAGGUGCAAUCAAAAAGUGUAAAAUCAGCCCGGAUGCCUUCAUUCAGAUUGCGCUACAGUUGGCCUAUUAUAGGAAUCGAGGCUCGUUCACUCUGACCUAUGAAGCGUCUAUGACCCGUCUAUUCCGCGAGGGCCGGACUGAGACGGUGCGUUCCUGCACCAGUGAGAGCUGCACCUUCGUCAGAGCUCUGGAGGGCGGAGAGAGUAAGGAAGUGUGUCGGCAUCUCUUCCGUACGGCGGCUGAGAAACACCAGCAUCUGUACAGGAUGGCAAUGACAGGAGAAGGAAUAGACAGACACCUGUUCUGCCUCUACAUUGUGUCCAAAUACCUGGGAGAGGAGUCGCCUUUCCUUAAAGAGGUGCUUUCAGAAACUUGGCGCCUCUCCACCAGUCAGACUCCUCUUCAGCAGGUGGAGCUGUUUGAUUUUGUUAACCACCCUGACUACACCACCUGCGGUGGAGGAUUUGGCCCGGUUGCAGAUGAUGGUUACGGCGUGUCUUACAUCAUCAUCGGAGAAAACAUGAUCAACUUGCACAUUUCCUGCAAACACUCAUGUCCUCAGACUGAUUCUCACAAGUUUGGAGCUGAUAUCAAGAAGGCCUUGAUGGAUCUCCUAGAGUUGAUGUCACCAGAGAAACCAGACCCGUCCAAAGCUGAGCAGAACCACUCGAAGAACAGCAAAAAAGACCUGUAGAGGUAGAACAGAUCGCCCAUGACGGUCAGAAGAAGACAUGAGGUUGCAUAUAACUAGGAAAUAGCGUUUGCGUGUGUGUGUGUGUGUUAGUUUGAAUGCACGUUUGUUAUUACACGCAAAUGUGCAUUCAUACAUUCCAUGCUUGUUGUACAAAUCGAUGCCAUGAAGCCAUGAACAACAUAAUGAUGUAAAAAUGGUGGAAGCUGCUUCGUCUAAAAAUGUAUUAGUUAAAUAAAAUAUAUAAAAGAGGAUUAAAAGCGAGAGAUAGGGGAAAACCUUGUGUGUUUUCCAGUAGGUCCAGUCCAUUUAGAUUUUGUUUGGUCCUCAUUUUUAAAUAAUGAAGAAUCGAGUUAGUGUAAUGGUUGUAGGUUCAUUACACCUAAGCUUGACCGAGGAUCUCAGUAAUGCAUCACCUCUGUACCUUCUGAUGAAGGCACUUCACUGCUCUUACAGUACAAUAAAUCACAUCCAAAUAGAAACUCCACAUCUGAACUGGUCAGUGUAAGGUGUAAGAAUAACUUGGACCUUGGACUAAAAUCCAGUGUCGAUUUACUUGAAUCCCAGAGCAGAAGUAUAUAUAAUAUAAGAUUUCAGUGACUAAUGACUCAGAAUAUUACAUGUGACUGCAGUUUUAAUGUGACUAUCCAGAUACAUUGAUGUGUUGAUCUCACUAUUAAGUCUAUUAAUUUUAAAAAAAUUUUAUGUAAAAGUACUUUUUUUUUUUUCCUUUUUACACAAGGAAGAGUUAAGAUAAAAUAAUAACUUAAUAACAAUUUACAAUUAAUUUAAUAAAUUUAAGAAUGUCUAAUAGGUCUAAAGAAAGCGAUGCCCGAGAAGAAACAUUUUUCGCCACAACACAUUUCUGAAAAUAUCUCAGGUGUUUCAAAUGCACAGUUUAACUUCAAAGAAAAAUCAAGGCCAGUUAAUUGCAAAUAGUUUGUUUAAUUUACAAAGAGAUGUCUCCUUAACAAAGCUAAGUAUGUAAUACAAAAUCUGAUAUGAUUUUAAUUUUAAAUUGUGUACUUGGAAUUAAAUCAUGUGGUUAACCUUCUAAUGAACUAAUUAGAUUGCCAGAAUGCUUUCAAAGCUAAAUGUGGUCAUGAUUAAUAUGUUUUCAAUAAUAAUACUAAACCCUUUAAAAAUAUUCCACGUAAAUUCUAUUUUCAAAAAAGUAGAAGUGUUGUGUCAUUUAAAGGAAUAUUUCACCCAAAAAUGAAGAUUUGCUGAAAAUUUACAUGC
This is a messenger RNA of Sinocyclocheilus anshuiensis, 3735 nucleotides long. Its product is annotated as carnitine O-palmitoyltransferase 1, liver isoform-like. Gene Ontology annotation, molecular function: carnitine O-palmitoyltransferase activity. The record is from RefSeq and is a predicted model, not a curated record. The transcript is spliced from 20 exons. Bases 136 to 2496 code for a protein of 786 amino acids. Gene Ontology annotation, cellular component: mitochondrion. NCBI's taxonomy places the organism in Eukaryota, Metazoa, Chordata, Actinopteri, Cypriniformes, Cyprinidae. Gene Ontology annotation, biological process: carnitine metabolic process; fatty acid metabolic process.